This is a messenger RNA of Theobroma cacao (cacao), 1803 nucleotides long. RefSeq names its product UDP-glycosyltransferase 74E2-like. The record is from RefSeq and is a predicted model, not a curated record. Lineage: Eukaryota; Viridiplantae; Streptophyta; Magnoliopsida; Malvales; Malvaceae. Gene Ontology annotation, molecular function: quercetin 7-O-glucosyltransferase activity; quercetin 3-O-glucosyltransferase activity.
AGCCAUGACAAGAGCCGGCAUAACAAAUCAAAUAAAAAUUGGCUUCCUCCCCUCAUAUCCAAACUGUAGACGACUUUUCAAAGAGACAAGCCACUUGCCUUUAUGAACAACGAUAGUUUACACUUCUCAAACUGUUUGGAGAGAAACAGAGAAUUGUAGAAACAACAAAGAACAAACAAAAGAAAAAUGGAAAGGAAAGAGAGAAGUAGUGAAGAUGAAACUGAUGUGCUGGUGUUUCCAUUUCCAGUGCAAGGUCACAUAAACCCAAUGCUCCAAUUCGCCAAACGCUUAGCUUCGAAAGGUCUCAAAGUAACCUUCCUCACCACCAAGCCCAUGCAAUCCCCAUCAACCUCCAUCAGCAUCCAGAUCAUUGAAUUUCCCGAAGGUGAACAAGCAAAUGGAACAGAGGAAUUCGCUCAUCUUUUCAAGACCCUUGUUUCAGAAAGACUAACCAAUCUGAUUGACCGCCUAAAUUCCUCCUCUUCUGAUCCUCCUAAAGCCCUGGUAUACGAUUCUUUUUUGCCAUGGGCUUUAGAUGUGGCUAAACAAUGUGGUCUUCAUGGAGCAUCAUUUUUCACCCAAUCUUGGUCCAAUAGUUCCAUUUAUUAUCAUUUAAAUCAAGGAACUUUAAAGGUUCCUUUGGAGGAGAACGCUGUCGUUUCAUUGCCUUCAAUGCCGGUGUUGGGGAUCAAUGAUCUUCCAUCGUUUGUUUCUGAUACUGGGUCUUACCCAAGUUUGCUGAAGAUGGUUGUAGAUCGGUUCUCCAAUUUUCAGGAAGCCGAUUGGCUUUUCUGCAACACUUUCAAAGAGCUCGAGCACGAGGUAAUCAACUGGAUGGCGAGCAAGUGGCCAAUCAAGACUGUGGGGCCCACAAUUCCCUCCAUGUACCUAGACAAACGAAUAAAGGAUGACAAUGAUUAUGGCCUGCACCUCUUCAAACCCGACAGUGAACUCUGCAUUAAGUGGUUGGACUCAAAAGAAACUGACUCAGUUGUCUAUGUGUCAUUCGGAAGCUUAGCUGGUUUGACGGAGGAGCAAAUGCUGGAACUAUCCUUGGGGCUGAAAAGGAGCAACAGAUACUUCUUGUGGGUAGUUAGAGAAGCAGAACAGAGUAAGCUUCCUAGCAACUUCAUAGAAGAAACAUCAGAGAAAGGGCUGGUAGUUUCGUGGUGUCCUCAAUUAGAUGUUCUAGCUCACAGGGCAGUGGGUUGCUUCAUGACUCACUGCGGCUGGAACUCAACGCUUGAGGCAUUGAGCUUAGGGGUGCCUAUGAUUGCAAUGCCGCAGUGGACAGAUCAACCAACUAAUGCAAAAUUUGUUGCUGAUGUAUGGCAAGGGGGAAUCAGAGUGAGCAAGGAUGAAAAAGGGGUCGUCACAAAGGAGGAGGUAGAAUGGUGUAUAAGGGAAAUUAUGGAAGGAGAGAGAAGCCUGGAAAUCAGAAAGAAUUCAGAGAAGUGGAAGAAUUUAGCCAAAGAAGCAGUUGAUGAAGGUGGAAGCUCUGACAAGAAUAUAGAGGAAUUUGUGGCAAAACUUUUGUGCAAUUAGCAUUAUAUUAUCUCAUGGUGUUAAUAGCUGCACUGCUGGUGAUUCAUAGCAUUAGCAAAGACAUUUGUUUAGCCUGCCAGAAGAAUUAAAGGGCUGGAUGAAGUAAAAAUAAACCCAAUAUAAUAAAAAGAGGGGACAAAUUCAGCUUUAGGCAGGUAAGAAGCCAAGCAGGAACUGUACUAUGAAAUGAAAUUGACUGUUGUGAUUUUAUUUUUAUAUAAGUUAACAAAGAUGUUCUGACUUCAAAAUUAAAUUUUA